Messenger RNA from Grus americana (Whooping crane), 8927 nucleotides. RefSeq names its product syntaxin binding protein 5L (gene STXBP5L). The coding region runs from base 1155 to 4718 and encodes 1187 amino acids. Gene Ontology annotation, biological process: regulation of protein secretion; regulation of exocytosis. NCBI's taxonomy places the organism in Eukaryota, Metazoa, Chordata, Aves, Gruiformes, Gruidae. Gene Ontology annotation, molecular function: myosin II binding; syntaxin binding; GTPase activator activity. The record is from RefSeq and is a predicted model, not a curated record. Gene Ontology annotation, cellular component: SNARE complex; plasma membrane; cytoplasm. The transcript has 27 exons.
GCUGCCUCUGCCUCCGGCGGAGGUUUCAGUACCUCGGAGAACGGCUGCGAGCGCACCGGGCGGGCGGGAGCCGCCGCCGCCGGCUGGGACCGCAGCCGCCGCCGCCGCCCUCCGCUCACCUGCCCCGCUCCUCUCCUACUCCGCCCCUCCCCGCGCUCGCGCCGCGCCAGCCUCAGGCGCCCCCGGGGACCGUUAAGAACCGUCGCCUCAGAGCGAGCGGCCGCGCGAGGCGCGUCGCCCCGGUUACCCCCGGCGCCGAGGGAGUCCGGUCCCCCUGGAGCGGCCCUGGGGGCACGGCGACGGCACAGGCUCGUUGACCGGGAAGGGUGGGAGAAGGCUGAGGGGGUCCGGCACCUCAGGGACGGGACAGGUGGUCAGUCCGGGACGGCCGGGCUGGCUGAGGGGGUCGCUCGUUACCGUCGUUCGGUCCUCACGGAGCGGCAACCGGGUGAGGGACUCCCACCCCGCCGUGGGGCGGCCGCGCACCCUCCUGGCCAGGAGCCCGAGGGGCAGAGGAGGGUCAAGGGCAGCAGCGGCUGCCGGCACUCGCUGGGGUGGGCAGAUAACUAGAUAGCGGGAGUCGCGGCUGCGGGACGAGAGCGGUGGCGGGGAGAGGGAAUCCGCUCCUCCGAAAGCCUGGCAGCAAAGAUACCCCUGACUGAAGGGGUUUUGAGGAGAAGAGGAAAUUGAAUGUAGUCGAAUUUUUGUAGUUUUGUUAAAAUAAUCAAGUACCGAAGGCAAAUCUUAGGCAGAACAGAUAGACAGAUGGAGUCUACUGUUUUGGAUGCAGACUUGAUUUUUUCAUUUACUUUUCGGUUUUAACCACUACUAAAUGUGGAUUUUGUGAGAGAACCCGAUGGCGGUUGUUCCAUUGUUCCUUGUUUGAACGUAAAUCUUAGUUUGCUGCUUGUGGAUUGUUUUUUUAAAUUAUUUUUUAAAAGGACCUUUCCAGGUAGCUUUUCCGUCUGACAAAAUGAAGCCUUUGUAUUUUUCAAUCAAUUAUACCUAAUAGUGACAUUUUGUUUGGUACAAGGGACUUAAAGUGCUGCCUCACUCGGAGGACCAUUAAAGACUUUUUCUUUUGCUACGUGUAGCUUAAUGUGUUACGACACAUCCUUUCUCCCCCCCAAAAUCUUCCAAAAGAUUUUUCCAAAAUGAAGAAAUUUAAUUUUCGCAAAGUUUUGGAUGGUUUAACUGCCUCAUCCCCCGGUGGAAGCAGUGGUGGUGGAAGUGGGGCUGGUGGUGGCUCCGUGCACCCAGGAGGGACUGCAGGAGCUGCAGGGACUCCCAGAGAUGAGAUCCAGGAGACGCUCACUUCAGAUUAUUUUCAAAUUUGUAAGACGGUUCGCCAUGGUUUUCCUUAUCUACCCACUGCCUUAGCUUUUGACCCAGUUCAGAAAAUUCUGGCAAUUGGAACAAGAACAGGAGCCAUACGAAUAUUGGGCAGACCUGGUGUUGAUUGCUACUGCCAACAUGAAAGUGGUGCUGCAGUCCUGCAGCUCCAGUUCUUAAUCAAUGAGGGUGCUUUGGUCAGUGCAAGUGCAGAUGAUACACUUCAUUUGUGGAAUCUCCGACAGAAACGACCAGCUAUCCUACAUUCUCUGAAAUUUAACAGAGAAAGGAUUACUUACUGCCAUCUACCUUUCCAGAGUAAAUGGCUUUAUGUUGGAACAGAGAGGGGAAAUACACACAUUGUAAAUAUUGAGUCCUUCAUUCUUUCUGGAUAUGUUAUCAUGUGGAACAAGGCAAUAGAACUAUCUACAAAGACUCACCCUGGGCCAGUUGUACAUUUAAGUGACAGCCCAAGAGAUGAGGGAAAGCUAUUGAUAGGCUAUGAAAAUGGGACUGUAGUACUCUGGGACUUACGAUCUAAAAGAGCUGAUCUGAGAGCUUAUUAUGAUGAGGCUAUUCAUUCUGUUGCUUGGCAUCAUGAAGGGAAACAGUUCAUGUGCAGUCACUCUGAUGGCAGCUUGACCCUAUGGAAUCUGAAAAGUCCUAACAGACCAUUCCAGACCACAAUUCCACAUGGAAAAAUUCAGAGAGAUGGAAAAAAACCUGAAUCUUGUAAACCAAUUCUUAAAGUAGAGUAUAAGACAUGUAAAAACAGUGAACCAUUUGUGAUAUUUUCUGGUGGAUUGUCAUAUGAUAAGGCUUGUCGAAGACCAAGUUUAACAAUCAUGCAUGGGAAAGCAAUUACAGUUCUUGAAAUGGAUCACCCUAUAGUUGAUUUUUUAACUCUUUGUGAAACCCCAUAUCCAAAUGAAUUUCAAGAACCCUAUGCUGUAGUUGUGCUUUUGGAAAAAGAUCUCAUUGUUGUUGACCUGACACAAAGCAAUUUUCCAAUCUUUGAAAAUCCAUAUCCUAUUGACAUUCAUGAGUCACCUGUUACCUGCACAGAAUAUUUUGCGGACUGUCCUCCAGAUUUGAUUCCCGUACUCUAUUCUGUAGGAGCAAAACAUAAAAAGCAAGGAUACAGCAAUAAGGAGUGGCCUAUCAGUGGUGGAGCAUGGAACCUUGGAGCUCAGACAUAUCCUGAAAUCAUUAUUACAGGCCACGCAGAUGGAUCAGUAAAGUUUUGGGAUGCUUCUGCCAUUACACUACAGAUGUUGUACAAAUUAAAAACAUCAAAGGUCUUUGAAAAACAAAAACUGGGAGAAGGAAAAGCAACAGCUGAGAUUGUGGAAGAAGAUCCUUUUGCUGUUCAGAUGAUGUACUGGUGUCCUGAAAGCCGAAUUUUCUGUGUGGCAGGAGUUUCUGCAUAUGUGGUUGUUUACAGGUUCAGCAAACAUGAAGUAAAUACUGAAAUUGCAUCAUUAGAGGUACGACUUCAGUAUGAAGUAGAAGAUAUCAUUACUCCUGAGCCAGAAAUAAUUCCUCCAUUUCCAGAUGCCUCCUCCCAGCUUCCUUCUUUAAAGAGCCUUUCAGGCAGUACCAACACUGUAGCAUGUGAAGGAACAAUGAAAGAUAGUAUCCCAUGUCUUAGCGUUAAGACUCGACCUGUGCGAAUGCCUCCUGGAUACCAAGCAGAUCUUGUUAUUCAAUUGGUGUGGGUGGAUGGUGAGCCUCCACAACAGAUUACCAGUCUUGCUGUAAACUCUGCUUAUGGACUCGUGGCAUUUGGAAACUGCAAUGGUUUGGCUGUUGUGGACUUUAUGCAGAAGACAGUACUGCUGAGCAUGGGAACCCUUGACCUAUAUGGAUCAAGUGAUCCAUACCAGCGUCAACCCCGUUCACCUCGCAAAAGCAAGCAGUUUGCUGCAGACAACUUUUGCAUGCGUGGCCUGUCUAACUUUUAUCCAGAUUUAACGAAACGGAUCCGUACUUCCUAUCAGAGCCUGACUGAACUCAGUGACAGUCCAGUUUCCCUGGAGCUAGAGCGUUGCAAGUCUCCCACUUCAGGUAAAGAUCAUGUGAACGGUCACUGUACAAGUCCGACAUCCCAGAGCUGCAGUUCAGGAAAACGACUUUCCAGCGCAGACGUCUCAAAAGCAAACCGCCGAGGGCCUGGGAGGCCCCCCUUCAGAAAAGCGCAGUCUGCAGCCUGCAUGGAGAUUUCUCUCCCAGUCACCACAGAAGAAAAUAGGGAAAACUCCUUCAGCCGUUCCCGAAGCUCCAGCGUGUCCAGUAUCGACAGGGACUCGAAGGAGGCAAUUACUGCUCUGUACUUCAUGGAGUCCUUUGCCCGAAAGAAUGACUCUGCCGUCUCCCCCUGUCUCUGGGUUGGAACAGGCCUUGGUAUGGUCUUAAUCCUCUCCCUUAAUCUGCCUGCUAGUGACGAUUUACGGCAGUCAGAGCCAGUCAUGGUGUCGCCAAGCGGCACAGUUCUGACACUGAAAGGAGCCGUGCUGACCUUCGCGUGCUUGGACUGCAUGGGGACGUUGACACAUCCACCGUAUGAAGUAUGGAGGGACCCACACAGUGCUGAUGAUGGUGAAAAAACAAGGAAAAGGAAACUUGUCAUGCAUUCCCCUUCCUCUUCCCAGGAUAUGGGUGAUCAUCAAUUUGCAGUCAUUUGUUCAGAAAAACAAGCCAAAGUCUUCUCAUUGCCUUCCCAAACAUGUCUUUAUGUCCACAACAUCACCGAAACGUCCUUUUUAUUGCGAGCAGAUGUGGUCACCCUCUGUAACAGCGUCUGUCUGGCGUGCUUUUGUGCCAAUGGGCACAUCAUGACACUGAGCUUGCCCAGCCUUCGUCCUCUGCUGGACAUCAACUAUUUGCCUGUGACAGACAUGAGGAUAGCGCGGACCUUCUGUUUCACUAAUGAAGGGCAAGCUUUGUAUCUCAGCUCUCCCACAGAGAUCCAGCGCCUGACAUACAGCCAGGAGAUGUGUGACAAUCUGCAGGACAUGCUUGGGGAUUUGUUUACUCCUGUGGAAACACCAGAAGCCCAAAACAGAGGCUUUCUCAAAGGACUUUUUGGAGGAAGUGGACAAGCUUUUGACAGAGAGGAGCUUUUUGGUGAGGCCACAGCAGGAAAAGCCUCUCGCAGUCUUGCCCAGCACAUCCCUGGAUCGGGUGGAAUUGAAGGCGUGAGAGGAGCCGCAGGAGGAGUCAUCGGGGACUUGACUCGUGCACGCAUUGCCCUUGAUGAGAGAGGACAGAAACUGGGAGAACUGGAUGAAAGGACUGCAAGCAUGAUGGCCAGCGCGGAGGCAUUUUCCAAACAUGCACACGAGGUGAUGCUGAAAUAUAAGGACAAAAAAUGGUACCAGUUUUAGACUUUCAAAGAAGCUGCUUGUGGCUUUAUUAAGAACACUUUUCAGGGAAGCAACAUUCAUUCCCAAAUCUACCAGUCACUGGCCAGAGACAGUUUUUUUCUCCUAGAAGAUGUUUUCCUGUUACUAUUAUUGGAUUCAUCACAGUGGGAGUCAAGGAGAAAUUUUACAGACCAUGAGAUGGAAGCUAGAAUCAAGUGGGUCUUACUCUAACAGCUGGCUCAUGCAGUAGCCAAUUUUUUUCCAAAAGGAACUCAACCAUCACUGUGGCAUGUAGUUUUUCAGAAGCUGUAGGUAUGAACUGUGGGGAGUGCAUCUGGUUAAAAAUACUCUGUACAAAUUCAAAUGUUAAUGCACUUAUAAAACGUUGCAUGGCUAAUUGACAUCUUAAAAAAAAAAAAAGAGAAAAUGAAAGCAUGUUGUGACUGAAGAAAAAUGGGAUUUAUUUCUAUUCUGAGGAAAAAAAUACUUAAAUGGCAAAAAUCUUUAUUUUUUAAAAGUGACAUUACUAAAAGCCAGUACAUUUCAAGCAUGUUUGCCACCAUCUCAACAUAGAAAUGAGGUGAGCUACAUUUUCUUAUCUGCUAUUUAUUUCCCUUGAAAAACCUUGCUUGAAAUCCGUGCUCUUUAACAGCUACCAGAAGAAUAAAAAACUUCAAAAUCCUAUGUCCCAAAUUUACAGAUUUUUCAAGUAGCGAGACAGGCACUAUCUGAAAUGUCAUUAAAAUAUGAGCAUAGAUGGUUUAUUUGCAAUUCAGAGCACAUGACACGUCAUCCUUAUCUGUACUUUUUAAAAUGUGCUCUAGAUUCAUCUUGGUUGUCCUUGAAGGGGGCUGCGGCAUUUUUCAUCCCCAUGGUGGCUGUAGCACUUAGUUGCCUUAUUUCUCAGCAGCUUAGGAGAUCUCUUCUUCAAGAUAGGAAAGGCAAGAUGGGAAGCCACAGGGCUACAAGUUGGAGAGUCCUGUCGAGUUCUGCUCACAGAAGCUGCAGAUGAGUGGUUUUUUUUUUCCUUAGGCGGCCCGUUGAAAUUAUGCUAAGGAAACAGCACAGUAACACCGCCCUCCUCCCAACCCACCCCCUCCACCCCCCCACCCCCCCCAAGCUGGGUGAGAGAUCACAGCAGCAAGACAAAAUGAUGGGCCGGGGAGGAGCAUGGAAAACAAUUGUCAACAUAGGGUGCUGAAUUGGUACACAUAUAAAGUGACACCAGGGGUGAGUGGCAACGGAUUUUCUGCUCGCAUUGCUAAAGGUAAUUUGCUUCUGCUUCAGCGUGGCUUGUUCUGCAGAGUGAGCUCUGCAGAAAACUCUCCAACCUGCAGCUACGGAAGAGAACAGAAAGUAGAACCUAUUACCUGUCUAGGCAAAUAGAGUCCUAGUCCAUGAGUGUGCUGCAGCCACAGUAGCCUACGAGAGCCUCACUGCCACACAGGUCAACUGUUCAGUUAGAAAUUUUUCCAAGAUGGGCUUGGAAACAAGGUACUGAAGGCUUGUUUUCAUGUGCCUGGACAUAGUUUCAAAUUAGAAAAGGAAGUGAGGAAAAGGUGGAAAAGGACCAUUUAAAAAUUUUCUAUACGAGGAGUGACAUCCUCUGUCCCUUCAAGGAGUCCUGACAGACACUGAUGCAGACAGAGGCAGCAUCCCCCUCCUAACUAGACCAUAACUUCUGGUGUUUAUAUCAUCCUAGUGUUCAGAUCUCUCAACGAUGCCUUUCCCAUAUCCAUCCUUUUCUUACAACAAAUUGGAGCCCAGGAAAUUGUACAGUCCAGAAGUUUGGCUUCACAGUCAGCCCAGCUGCACAAGUUGGAACAGAUCUGAGGUGUCAAGUUUUAAAUUCAGUGUAGCACAACAGAAAUUUCAUGCUUUACAGGACAUAAACAUUUCUCUGUGGGCAAAAUCAAAAUGAUCGCCCUGACAGGUCUAGCUCAUCUGGGAACUGAGACUCAACAAGUUCCUCUCUGUCACAGGAGAAACUGCUCUAUAAUUGUGAGAACUGUGGAAAUGUGUUGGGAACAAAGUCAAAGCCCAAGCAAUGCCUAGGUGUCUGCUGAGAGGUAAGGAACUGGAGUUGUCCAUGAGCCGAGAGGAUGUCUGCAUGCAUGGGUGUGAGGAAACAGCAAACUCACCUCUCUGGUGCCAACAGGAACUGGGCUGGGGUGGUUCUUCCAGCAGCCAGGUCACCAAACUGGCCACUUCAUGUGUGAGGAAGCACCACUGUAACCAGGCACCUAGAGCGAGAAAUAAAUGAGAGCAAUGUUAUAGCAAUUGUUUAAAUGUAUAUUUGCUCUGGCCUAUACGCCAAAGCCACUGGUCUCUGGGCAACAAAAUCAUUUGGGGCAGCUUUCAAACCCUCCAGCCAGCUUUAUAGCCCUUAUUCUUCCUGCCUUUGCUUGUACAGAGAAGCAAAGCAGUCUGCAUUAAUACUGGGCCAAGGCCGCCCUACCAGUGUUGGCUCUGUCCCCAGGUCCACGCUGGCUUCUGCCCCAGUCUGGCUGUACAGAUGGAAAGGCCGUUGCCAGUUCUAGCACGGCACCAGUUUGCACUACGAACUGGUGUGACACAGUCAGCCUUUAACAAUGCAGCCCAGGGCAGCAGUGGCGCAUGCUGCAGGACCAAGGCAGCAGUCGGUUCAUUUCCAUGACAAGGAAGCUACUGGUUCUGCAUAAGUGUUUGGGUAUACAUCACGUGGGUGGCUAACAUUGCAAAGGUCCCCGUUACCUUGAUUUCAGUGGAAAUGUCUUUGGGCUGGAGCUAGAGCCCGCUCGCUCAUGUAAGAACCAAAUAUAAAAAGCUUAAGAGCAACUUUUAAUCGCUAAGCACUACAGCACACCCAGAGAGAAAAGUGUCUUCAACAAGUCAUUGACACAAUGCCUGACUGACUUUGGCUGCCAACAGUCUCUAGCUUAACACUGGGGGGGGGGGGGGGAUGCAAACCUGUUCAGUAGAUUUCCAUUUGCAUUUUUAUGCAAUAGAAAAAUGAGAAUCUAGCAUCCCUCAAACUUACAAUUUUUAAUACUAAACUUUUAAGUAACUUUUCUCUGUUACUCCCCAUCAGGUCACAGCUGUAUCAUGCUUUCCACUCUUACAUAUUUUACAUAUUUCCAGACCGUUACAAAUGACUAUUUCUGUUCAGUUCACCACUUGUGACUAUAAUUAUCAAUUUUCUUGUAGUCUAUAGAGAUCUAAAAAGUUGUAUAUGUUUGUAUAUAGAACAUACUAUAUAUAUAAAUAUAUAUAUGUAAUGUAUAUGUUGUAUAAGUUUGUUAGUGCACACUGUUAAAUGCUUUCUAUCAAGAUUUAUCAUCUAUGUGGGGGGAAAAAAAAAAAAAAAAAAACAACAAACCAAACUUCACUUAAAAACUUCAACGAGGGAGGAAAAAAAAACCUCUUGCCUGGUUGAUUUAUUGUGAAAUGAGGGGGAGUGUGGGAUUUUUGAAAGGCCUGACCUGACCACUGCUAAAGGCUGUUAGUGAAAGGAAUAAAGCUGUGGCAUUCUGAGCAACAAGCACAGCAUCUGACCAGACCUGCUGUAAGAAAAACUGAGGGCAGCAGCUGUCACUGGUUGUUGAAAUCAUGUGCUUUCACCUUUCCUGCUAAGGCAGCACCACCUCAAGCAAAAUCCUAAACUUAGAGGGAUCUUCAACAUCACAAUCCUCAGUUACAAUAGCUCAAAUUGGCUGGAAAUAUUUGUUCAAUUUAAAAUGCUUUUUGUUCAUCUGGAUACCCUGUUCCCUCACAUUCUUCUUUACAGGAGCACUUGAUCACAAGCACAUCCAAAAACCAGACACGCAGAACAUCCAACAGCACACACGCCCCUCUAGGUCUGACCAGAUGUGUUUCAACUUAUGCAUAGAGCUGUAGAUAGACAGAGUAUACAGAGAAAAAUACAUUAAUUAGAAUAUUAUUUAUUUUUUAUACAUUUUCACAGUUGGCAAGUCUUCAAUGAAGUACAAGCUAUUUUAUUUAAAAGAAUAAAAUAAAAUCCAUUCCUAGAGUUUUAACUUAAGCAUCAUGUCUUGAAUUAAAAGACAAGAUAAAGGAAAAUUUGAGAAUCAGGUUUUGUUUUGUAUAAUGACCUAUUUUCUAAUGUUUGGUUUUCUUUACAGCUCUACAGUUCAACUAGACAUCAAUUAGACUUUCCCUAUAUUACCAGAAUAUAGCUUCUUACACAAAUAUAUGUAACAGAAAUUUACUACACAUAUUAUAUAAAAUUAG